Messenger RNA from Argiope bruennichi, 3775 nucleotides. RefSeq names its product leucine-zipper-like transcriptional regulator 1 (gene Lztr1). The record is from RefSeq and is a predicted model, not a curated record. Gene Ontology annotation, molecular function: protein binding. Gene Ontology annotation, cellular component: Golgi apparatus. The transcript has 23 exons. Lineage: Eukaryota; Metazoa; Arthropoda; Arachnida; Araneae; Araneidae. Bases 273 to 2591 code for a protein of 772 amino acids.
UUUUGAUUUUCGUUUUGUUCAGGCUGGAUUUACGAUUUUUAUUUGUUUUUAAUUUUAGAAUUUGUAUAUUAAUGUCAAGUUUUGAUCUGAAAGAAGUUCUAUCGCUAUAUCAAAUAUGCUAAAUAUUUAUCAAAAAAAUUUUAUAUGACUUCAAACUAAUUUAUCUCUAUGACAGAGUUAAAGAUUUCUUCUUUGAAUUUCACUAUUUUUGCCUUCUGACUGGACUGUUCUAAGUAAUAGUUGCUAUUGUCAAUCUCAUCACAAGUUAAACAAUGGCAAUUGCAAGACCUUUAGGAAUGGAAUUUGACCACAGUUGGCCAGAAAGUGCAGAAUGCCUGACAUUGGAUUUUGGGCCUUUUGAAACAGCACAUCGUUGGAGACGUAUGCCUGAAUGUGAUGAAUUUGUUGGUGCUAGGAGAAGCAAGCAUACAGUCAUUGCUUAUAAAGAUGCAGUAUUUGUAUUUGGUGGAGACAAUGGGAAGCACAUGUUGAAUGAUUUGUUAAGAUUUGAUGUGAAAGAUAAUUCUUGGGGCAGGGCAUUCACUACUGGGGUUCCACCAGCCCCUCGCUAUCAUCAUUCAGCUGUCAUCCAUGAAAACAGCAUGUUUGUUUUUGGUGGCUAUACUGGAGAUAUUCAUUCCAAUUCCAAUUUAACUAACAAAAAUGAUUUAUUUGAAUAUAAAUUCACAUCUGGACAGUGGGUGGAAUGGAAAUUUGAAGGAAAGAUGCCUGUUGCAAGAUCAGCUCAUGGUGCUGCUGUAUAUGAUGGAAAAUUAUGGAUCUUUGCUGGAUAUGAUGGAAAUGCAAGAUUGAAUGAUAUGUGGACAAUUUCCUUAUUAGGGGAAUCCAGGGUCUGGGAAGAAGUUCCUCAGUCUGGUGAUUGCCCUCCUACUUGCUGCAAUUUUCCUGUUGCUGUUGCUCGAGAUAGCAUGUUUGUUUUCUCUGGUCAGAGUGGAGCAAAAAUAACAAAUAGUCUUUUUCAGUUUCAUUUCAAAGAAAGAUAUUGGACUAGAAUUUCAACAGAGCAUAUUUUGCGGGGUGCACCGCCUCCACCUACCAGGCGCUAUGGACAUACUAUGGUAGCAUUUGAUCGGCAUUUAUAUGUAUUUGGAGGAGCAGCUGAUAGUACUUUGCCAAAUGAUUUACACUGUUUUGAUUUAGAUUCACAAACCUGGUCUGUUAUUCAGCCAUCUGCUGAUAGUGAGAUACCAUCUGGUAGAUUGUUUCAUGCUGCUGCUGUGAUUGGGGAUGCUAUGUAUAUAUUUGGAGGAACUAUUGAUAAUAAUGUGAGAAGUGGUGAAAUAUAUAGAUUCCAGUUUUCUUGUUACCCUAAAUGUACACUACAUGAAGAUUUUGGUAGACUCUUGGAAAGUCAGCAAUUCUGUGAUGUUGAGUUUCUUGUUGGAUUGGAUGAAAAAUGUAUACCUGCACAUAUUGCAUUUGUGUCUGCGCGAUCUCAGUGGCUGCGUGGAAAAAUUCGUCAUGCUAGAGAAAAGCAAAGAGACAAGCAACUUCAAAGUACAAGUGAUUGUCAUAGAGAAAGGAGUUAUACUCCUAUACUCCAAGUGAAAUUGAAAGAUGCUGUUCCUGAAGCAUUUGAGCUUGUUCUCACUUAUAUUUACACAGAUCGUAUAGACCCAACUAAAAAAAAUGCUGAUCCCAUGAGUACUAAAGUUGUUUUACUUAUGAUGGAUGUUUAUAGACUUGCUGUACAAUUUCAUAUGAGACGUCUUGAACAGCUCUGUGUUCAGUAUUUAGAAAGUGCUAUCAAUCAUCGAAAUGUGUUAGUUGCUUUGCAAAAUGCCUCUGAUUUGAAGCUGGACUUUAUUAAAGAAUUCUGCCUUAAAUUCAUUGUGAAAGAAAACACUUAUAACAAAAUUGUUAUGAGUAAAGAGUUUGAAAUAAUUGCUCAGCCUUUAAUGGUAGAGAUUAUAAGACGUAAACAGAUGCCAUCUGUAAGAUCACUUCCUGAACCACAUUUUGACUCUGCUGGAACAACUUUGGAGCAAGAUAUGGAGCAGUAUCUUCUGUCUACUGGUAAAGAGUUCUGUGAUAUUAUUUUAAUGUUGGAUAACCAUCCAAUACCUGCGCACAAAGCCAUACUUGCUGGUCGUUGCAGUUACUUUGAAGCUAUGUUUCGUUCUUUCAUGCCCGAUAAUAAUAGAGUCACUAUAACUAUUGGUGAAACCAUACCUUCCCUUCAAUCUUUCAAUACUCUGCUUCAAUAUAUCUAUUAUGGUGAAGUUAACAUGCCUCCUGAAGACUCCUUAUAUCUAUUUUCAGCUCCAUAUUUUUAUGGGUUUACUAAUAACCGAUUACAAGCAUUUUGCAAACAAAAUUUAGAGAUGAAUGUUACAUUUGAAAAUGUUAUACAGAUUUUGGAAGCUGCUGACAAAAUACAAGCCUUUGACAUGAAAAAACAUGCAUUAAGUAUGAUAGUUCAUCAUUUUUCAAAGGUCGCUCGUCUUCCUCAUUUUCGUCUCUUAAGUCGAGAGCUGCUUCUGGAUAUUUUGGACUCACUUGCAGAUGAAAUGAGUGAUUCCAAACUAUGUCAAGAUAUGUCCUCAAUUAGUCUUUGUGCAGAUGGUUAAAGGAAAAAUGUGAUAAAUAUAGAUAUAUAUCCUACAAAAGCGCUACUUUAUAUUGGCAUUGCAAGUUGUAAGAAUAGAUAUUUUAAAUGCAUUUGAGAUUUUCCAAAAAAAUUUCUGGUAAUAAUUAAAGAAACUGUGUCAGGAGAUUCCUAGAACUUAAAAGAUUUCCUAUUUUGUAUUUUAUAUGUUUCUUAUCAUUGCAUUUUAUUUUUUACUCCUGUGUUCAGUUUUUAAUCUUCCCUGUUAUUUGUUUUCUUCAAAUUUUACAAAGCAUUUGCAAAUUUCUUUUUAUAAUGUAGUGUAUGAGCCAAUAGACAAUUUUACAAGGGCUGUUGCAACUCUACAAUUUCAAUGGAUGCACAUAUAGAUUUAGGAACAAAUUGUAACAAACAUGUUUUGAGUUUUAACUGUUUUCAUAAGUCACUACAAAGAAAUCCAUUGAUACAAAAUUAAGUAUCAUAUAAAUAGUCACUUAUGUAACAAAUUAAAAAUGUUUCAGUUUGCAUGGCAGAUUAUAGUUUCGAUUACAGUUUUCUAUAUUGAAUCCAAAAUCAUACAAUUGUAAUUGGUUCCUUAUUCUAUAAUUAUAUACAUAUACAUUCUGUACAUGAAUACCUUAAAGUAUUUACUACCUUACCUACCAGAAUGUAUACAUUACUUUAGUUUCACACUAAGUGAAGUGUAUUUUGUUAAGUAAUAGAGAUUGGCAUUUUGAAAAUUCCAUUCUUUCCAUAAUCAAGCACAUAGUUAUUCCCUGACUUUUUCAAGAAGGCAGCUGAAAUCUAAGAAUUAUUGAGUAUUCAGACAUCCAUUUUGAUAAAUUAAGCAAUAUUGGCACUAUUCUAUUAUUCCAGUUUGACCUGCUGUCUAUUUUGUAUUUUACCCCUUUUCAGUAAAUACAUUUUUCUGCUGAGUUCACAAGUCAGCUGACAAUUCAUAAAAUCUUAGAAAUAUCAAACUUUUUUCUAAUAGAAAGUAAUCAAAAAUCUAAUCUAUUAUAAUGUAGAUUUUGGAACUGUGUUACAAUUUAACUAGAGAAUAAUAAAUAUUUUCCAAAAAAUAUACAUAAAAUGAUUGAAUUUAUCAAUAAAAUAAUUUUUAAAAAUUAUUCAAUUUUUUUUUCUAAAAAUACAGGAUCAUAUAUAUAUAUAUAUUCUUUAACUAUUUUGGACCAUUCUUUUCUA